This is a messenger RNA of Cephus cinctus (wheat stem sawfly), 4946 nucleotides long. Its product is annotated as broad-complex core protein isoforms 1/2/3/4/5. The transcript is spliced from 3 exons. Bases 1 to 1110 code for a protein of 369 amino acids. Gene Ontology annotation, biological process: regulation of transcription by RNA polymerase II. The record is from RefSeq and is a predicted model, not a curated record. Gene Ontology annotation, cellular component: nucleus. Lineage: Eukaryota; Metazoa; Arthropoda; Insecta; Hymenoptera; Cephidae. Gene Ontology annotation, molecular function: protein binding.
AUGGAAUCGGGGAGCAGUUUAUCCACCCCAGGCAAUUACCCGGGUGGGGAUCGCCAGCAGUUUUGCGUAUCUUGGAAUUCUCAUCAGUCCAAUAUGCACAAUGCGUUUCCCAAAUUGUUGAGUUCAGAGCAAUUUGUUGAUGUGACCUUGGCAUGCGAUGGUGGUUCUAUAAAAUGUCACAAGGUGGUCCUGUCUGCCUGUAGUGAUUACUUGGAGCGAUUACUACUUGAAAUUCCCUGCACUCAUCCCAUCAUAUUUUUGAGAGACAUGCGUAUGUGGGAAUUACAAGCCCUUGUUGAAUUUAUGUAUCGGGGUGAAGUAUAUGUCGAGCAGCAACAGCUUGGCAAACUCAUGCAGGCUGCCGAGGUUUUACAGAUUCGUGGCUUAUCUAGUCAGGGAAGGGAUAGUACUCCCAGCGAAAGUGGUUCUCCACAGACUAGCACAUCCGUCUUGCCAUCUACGCCCACAAAAAGCGAUAUGCAAAAUCUUAAGAAUGAUGAAACACUCUCAAACGAUGCAAGCAGUGCAACUUUCCUUGAGGGCACAUCCAGUGUCGCUUCCAAUGCAUCAAGCAAUUCCUCUGUUACGACAACUCCCGCUGUAUCUCAAAAUGCAAAUUCAUCAAACUUCAUGAACAUAGAACACACCGAAGCACUACAGCACCUGGAAAAAGCACUAAGUGCUUGCGAAGCCACUCUCACAGAAACACCAGGCAUGGUCAAAAUGGAGCCAGACGAACAAUUUACUCAGCAACAGGGAAGCAAACCUUAUUCCAUUAGCAUGGUACCCACCAGUAACUGCAAUCCUAGCAGUCCAUUCCCUGCUAUUGAAGGGUACCAAAGACGACAGCGACGUUCAGAAGAAGAAUUGAAACAGGCCUCAGAUAUGGUGGCACGUGGAAUGACGUUCCAAGUAGCAUCAGAAAAGUAUAAGAUUCCAAUCAGUACAAUCCGAUUUUACAUGGUGCGGAAGGGCAUUUUACAAAGGCGAAAAAGAGGACGUGGUUCGAGCAAUAUCGGCGUAAACAGUCAACCAGGUAGCCCGGCCAGUCCACCCUAUCAUAUGAUGAAUUAUCGCCUGCCAGAGAGCCUAAAUUCCAGUCUACCGUAGUCUUGUGCAGAGUAGUGAGUUUUUAGACUUCACUUAAGACAAACCAAUUGAGCGAUGCUGUAUUCGAGCUGUUCCAGACUGACCUUUUUCCUUUUGCUCUAUUGAUUCAUACUAAAAAUCUUAUCAUUUAUUCAAUUACCUGCAGUUGUUUAUAAUUUUUUUAAUGAAUAUCUACUGCAAUGUGCUGGUCAUCGCACAAUGUGCAAGAAAUAUGCUAACGUACAGUGGCAAACUGAUUAUUAAGAUAUUUGACUAGCUUAUAUUUGUAUAUGGCUAUUACUUGUAUAUUUCACUUUUUUGAAAUCUUGAACAGCUCUGUCCUAUGUAUGUUAAGAAUUUCCAUGUCUUUUUCGAGGCCCGGCAUAAGGCAAUCGACAUUAAUGCAAAUUACAGACACCUCGGAAUCAUAUUGAAAUAUUCUUUUAUGGCUUUUCUCGUUUAUUUAAUUUCAUUUAUAUAUAUUAUCCAAACAGAGCGAACUGUUCUUAAUAUUUGGUGUAUUGAUAAAUUAUUAAGAUGUAUGUAAAACAUCAAACAUUUGUCUGCUGGCCAAUUUAUACGGUACAUAAUAUUAAUUAACAUCACAUUUUGUUUCUACGAAACAUGCAAUGUAUAAUUUCAAUAGCUGAUUUUGAAACAUAGUUUUUGUAUACUCUUCCAAUUGUAUAGACCAGUACAUAUACGUAUAUGUAGAAUACAUUGAUUGCUUAUUAUAUAAGUAUAAGCAAUAUUGAUUUCCUAAUGUUGUACUCGAAGAUCGUUCGUAUGAUUUAUGCAAGGCCGCAGCCUGAUCUUCUACUUACAUUGGUAACCUAAAAUUUAUUAAUUUUUUUUUUUCUAAGAGAUAAAGAACUUCCUAAAUUUCAGUUUGAUUACAAUUAUAUUAGAAUUGCCGUGGAAUGUUCAUUAAAAAAAAUCCGUGUUCGUAGUUCACUCAGAGAAUCCAUUGUUGCAAUUUGUGUACAAUAACAUGUACGUACAUUAUUAUCACUGUGCAACAGCACGUGUCGUCCAAAGCACUGCAGUGGAUAUACAAGCGUAUGAAAUUUGAAUAUUGAUAUAUUUUUUAGUCUUGCAAGUUGAUUAAAAGCUUGGUCGGUCAUUAAACUUAAGAUCACCUGCUCGCCGUACGUAAACGCAUAUUAGCUUGCAACUGCAACUUCUACCUUAUUAUAUAGAUAUUUUUGUAGACACUUUUUAUCAUGGAAAGUGAGUUCUUUCUGCCGUAUAUUGUAAUAACCUAUACACCUUAACGACUUUUCCUGUAAUAGGACUGGUAUUUGUUCAAAGUUUACCAUUAGCUUUGAUAGGCAUCACAAGAGUCAAGGAAAUCAUGACCUAUGUAGUUUAUUGCUUUUUACGUAUUGGUGUACAAAGUGAAAUUUGUAAACGACGAUACACAAUCUCACCAUUUUUCAUAAAAAUGACAAGAAGCUCACUUUAUUAUUUUUAUGAAGACUGGUAUCGCCUUUUCAAAGAAUUUUCUCAUAGGAAGGCAGUAAACAAUAGUGUACGCAGCAUAAACGUACAAUGUAUUGCCUUUGUUAAAUAGCAUUUUGAUAAAGUCAUAUUUUUCCAUAAAACACCAUAAACGCGAUCAGAUUACACUGUGAGAGCAUAAGCAGGAAAGAGUGUCAGAUACAUAAUGUAGAUGAGCUGAGAAUGCAGUUUCAUACUUAAACUUCGAUACAAAUGUUUACGUACAAUUCACGAAUUAGAAGAUCAUGCGCUCGUUAAAUACUUAUUCAUUUCCUAUAGAGGACGAAUUAUUAACGUACAAUAAUUUUCAAAUUUUAUUCCCCCUUCCUAUAAAUGUGCUUUCUUUCAUUCGACUCAUCCCUAUUUAAUUAUCUCAUUCUCGACCUAGUGGAAAUUUCGCGUUUUGUUUCAGGAAAUAUGUAGUGCACAACCUGACGUAUUUUAAAGAAUAUCUAUUACAUGCCGUUUUCGAAGUGCCGAUAUUAAAUAGUGAUAAUAAAUAAUGAUAUAACGAUGAAAUAUAUUAAUACUUACGUGUUCGGUAAGUUUUAUGUGUGAAGAUGCCAUGUAACAAAUUGGAACUGUGCAUGGCACAUAAGUGACUAGAGACAGACAGCGUUAGUUGUUAUAUAACUAGUAAACAUUAAUUUCACUUGGUAAACGAGAGAAAAAUCAUUAGGAUUAUGGACAUGUAUCGCAUAUAUAUUUGUAAAUAUUAAGCAUCCGCUGAUUUGGAUGGUCAAACAAAAAAAAACGUUAUUUGGUAGCUCGCAUUCUUUCCGUGUGCUCUGCGGUAUAAAUUAUUGUUCUAAGAGUUCCAGUUGACAAAGGUUUUAUACAGAUCUAUUGAACCAGUAUUUCAAACCAAUGAUGAAUAAUUAGUUUUCUAAUGACACAAUGUGCUUUGUGUGAAUUUAGGCGAGGAAAAGUGCUAACCAGUAAUGCCGAGUGUUUCUAAUAUUAUUUUUUAGCGAAACUUCGUGUCAUAUUCAUGUGUAUCAUAAACUCUCACAACGUGUAACUAAACCACAAUCAAAGAAGUGUGAACGAUACUUAAUAAUUACUGUUAGAGCAACAUUUAGAAGUAAGCAUCCAUUGUAGACGUGGAUCGUAAUUUAAUUUUGAUAAUAGUUCUUAAACUGGCCACAUUUUUGAUUGUUUCUCUUAUCGGUGGUAUUACUAUAUGUAGAUAGUUUCAAUAGCUGGAAAUAAUGGCAGUUCGUUACAUGGAUUUACUAUUUUAAGUUUUUCCACAGUUACCGAGAUGAAUCUUAUAUUAAUUGAUGGUACAACCAUAGCGAUAUACAAUGAUCCUCAAAAUGAAACAUUGCAAAUCUACGGUCUGCGUGGCUGCAUUUCUUAGGAUAUUUAUAGAGAACAUUAACAGUCUCCUUUGUAGAUUCUUUGUUCUGUAAAUUUAUUUAAAAAUUGCUCAUGUACUCAUAUUUCUUAGAGCUUUUCAAGUAUGUUUGUGAACAUUUGAAAAAGAAUUUCAUUCUUUUUUUUUCUCGUUUCCUCAAUGCCACGUGGAAAACCACAAACUUCCAAAAAUUUCAAUUCACGCAACUACAUAUAUUCACAUUACAAUUAAACAUACUUGGUUGCGAAUGCGUUUUGCAGGAAAUUCAAAUUUAUAAUCGGUUAUUAUUAUUUAAAGGAAUAUAGCAUCUCAACGAUAUUUAUAAUUGUAACCGGUACGCGCAUGAUUAUCAUUGAUAGCGACAUCAAGAAUUUUCAUACACGCGUGCGACACUGAUUGAUAAUAAUACAUCAAAUGAAAUACGAUAUAAAUGAGUUCAAUAAAUUCUUGUAACUUACGUAUGUACAUUCCAAUAAUUUGUAUUAGAUUCUCUUUUCACAGGACAUGUAAAGUGUCUUAUCACAAGACUUUUCCGAAACACUCGAUGAAAUAACAUAAUUAUUUAUUUAAUUGAUUCACUGAAGAGACACUUGAUACCUUGUAAAAAUUUCAUUUUUAGAAUAUACUACUAUAGUAAUAAGUUAACGAUUGUGUUACGUUUGACGUAAUUAGUGUCGAUGCGUGUACCAAACAAACUUAUAUCAAGCGGACAUAAGCGAUUAAUAUUGUACUUAUUUCAAUAUGAUCGAAUAGGCAUUAUAUUUAAUACUCCUUAGGGAACCGGGAAACAGUCAAGUAAUUUUUUGACAAAUUUAUUAUUGUUACAGUUGUCUAUUUGCUUAAAUAUUUUGUCAUACCUCCCAUGGAUCAGAUUCUUAGUAGAAACGAUUGGAAACCUAUAUUGAUCGAAAUCACCGUAAAGGAGAAACAUUUAAAUUGAUUGCCUUAAAACGUACACUCGUUACGUGAUAAUAAUAAAAUUUCAAAUAACGAAGAA